Molecule: messenger RNA, 2030 nt
Organism: Aureobasidium pullulans EXF-150
Lineage: Eukaryota; Fungi; Ascomycota; Dothideomycetes; Dothideales; Saccotheciaceae
Product: Glycosylphosphatidylinositol:protein transamidase, GAA1 component
Exons: 3
Coding region: 63-1934 (623 amino acids)
Biological process (GO): attachment of GPI anchor to protein
Cellular component (GO): GPI-anchor transamidase complex; membrane
Source: RefSeq, a predicted model, not a curated record
CGGAGCAUGCUUGACCCUCUUGCCCGCGACCACCUCCUGAAGCUGUUCUGAGUCUCGCAGCCAUGGCGGCUCUAUUGUCAGGACUGCUCAGUCUCCGACACAACCGCCGUCUUGCCCGCAUCCCGCCCUACUUGUCAGCUCUGUGCAUCAUCAUCGGCGUCGCAUGGCUAUUGCUGCUUCCUCUUGACGAAUACUCACGCCGUACUUAUGUCUCCGAGAAUGCCAUCCUGCCCGGUCAGGUACACACCUACUUUGGAGGCAGCGAACACAAUGUCUUCCGCGCCUACAGACAGGAGAUCGCUACCAUGGAUGAACUCUCCACCGAGGACCGCUCGCAAAAGUUGUACCAAAUGCUCGGUGCCAAUGGCCUGAAGCCUGAUAUUCAAAACUACGCCUACUCCAUCUCUGGCCAGAACAAGACGGGCCAGAACGUCUACGCUUUGUUACAAGGUCCAAGAGCAGAUGCCACCGAAGCAAUGGUCAUGAUCGCUGCAUGGAGAAACAUGGAUGGCAAGAUCAACUACAGUGGUGUCGCUUUGCUGUUGACACUAGCAAGAUACUUCAAACGCUGGUCUAUUUGGUCAAAGGAUAUUAUUGUCUUGAUUCCCUCAGACAGCACCUACGGUCCACAUGCCUGGGUCGAUGCCUACCACGACACUCACGACACGACUGCUGUAGACGCUCUGAAGAUAAAGGCAGGUGCUCUCCAAGCCGCCAUCGCUAUUGACUACCCUGCUGGUCCAUGGGGUCACCGCUUUGAGAAGCUCCAUGUUGUCUACGAUGGCAUCAAUGGCCAAUUGCCCAACCUCGAUCUUGUCAAUACCGCUGUCAACAUCGCUCAGGGUCAACUUGGCAUUAGCUGUACUAUCCAGCGCAUGUGGAAUCACCAGGAUAGCUACCGCGAGCGUCUCGACACCAUGCUCAGGGGUAUGAUGAACCAAGCUGUAGGUCAUGCAAGCGGUCCUCAUAGUGUCUUCAUGCCUUACCAUAUUGAUGCUAUCACACUGCAAACCGUUGGCGAUGGUUGGCACGAUGAGAUUUCGCUCGGCAGGACUGUUGAGAGUCUUUUCCGCAGUGUGAACAACCUUCUCGAACAUUUGCAUCAGAGUUUCUUCUUCUACCUGCUAAUGCAAGCCAACCGCUUCGUUAGCAUUGGUACAUACUUGCCCAGCGCCAUGUUGAUCGCCGUCAAUUUCACCAUUACUUGCAUUCUGCUCUGGGUCCAAAGUGGCCAACCAAAACAGCAGACUCCUAGUCCGGCUUCGCCCAAGACCGAAAAGAAGCCUGAUAUGACACUGGUCAAGGAAGGAGAGAGUGUGGCUCUUGUACCUACUGCAGAUCUCGAAGUAGUUCAGAGAGAUUUGUUCAGUCCAUUGGCUAUUGUCCUUGGAGUUCACGCCUUGGGUCUUGUGCCUUUCUACGUGUUGAAUCAAAUCCCCGAGAAGACUUCACUCACAAUGCUUGCAGCUCUUAUGCUGCCUACUAUCACUAUGCCUGCCAUUCUCGCAUUUGCUCUCCGCAGCACUCUUCGUCUCUCGCCUCAGACUUUCACCCUCAUCCAAUGCUUUUCCCUGCUCCUGCUCGGCGCUGCUCUCUCUACUCUUGCAACUCUCAACUUCUCGCAAGCUUUGUUCGUAGGAUUACUCGCAUCCCCGUUGUCUUUCGUACGACCCUUUUCGCCGCCGCGAUCAUGGCCAAUCGCCGUAAAGGUGCUGCUGGGAGUGUUAUCUGUGGUUGUCAUGGUUGCGACAUCACCUCCAGCUGCACUGCAAGCUUUUGGCUUCGUGACAGGCAAGAGCUUUGACGAGGUGAUUGCGGCUGCAGCCUGGGCAUGGAGGGUGGAAAGAGUAUGGACUGGAGUUACGAUAUGGGUUCUUUGGUGGCCAGCCUGGGUAUGUGGAGGACUUGCAUUGUGCAGCGGCUUCAUCGCGUGAAAUCACCACAGAACUCUCCGACUUGCGAGUCGGAAGGGGAUCAUAAAAGUAUAGAUGUGCAAUUCCAAGCGUGUUUCUUCUUCAUCUGCCAAUAUG